This is a messenger RNA of Suillus discolor, 2517 nucleotides long. RefSeq names its product Bromodomain-containing protein. Lineage: Eukaryota; Fungi; Basidiomycota; Agaricomycetes; Boletales; Suillaceae. Bases 142 to 2394 code for a protein of 750 amino acids. The transcript has 8 exons. Gene Ontology annotation, cellular component: chromatin; nucleus. Gene Ontology annotation, biological process: chromatin remodeling; regulation of DNA-templated transcription. The record is from RefSeq and is a predicted model, not a curated record.
GUGACGCAUUAGUCACGCGCCACCCAUGAACGCGACAGAGCACAGCGCGACCAACACCGAACAACGAUCGAUUCUUUCUAUCGCCGUCAACGGUGACAAUGUUAAUGUAUAACAAAUUCUGUAGACCUGAAACUUGACCAAAUGACUUCAGACUCUAAUAAUCCUUCUCUAAAGUCUGAAAUCAUCGACAAGCUCUCAACUUGUGUAGAAAUUUCCACUCCACUUGAUCCAGCUUCCAUCCCCAUUCACCCUCCGAGCGGAACACCAAGACCAAUGGAGGGCCAGUUGUUGGAUGAUGUAAAGAUGGCAGAGGAGACAAUAGUUGAUGAUUCGGAUGAAGUCCCUACAACUAAUGGCGUACACACCGCUGACGCCGAUGGAGAUGUCCACAUGGACCAGUCUCCCCCUACCACCAACGGUCACUCCAAUGAUACACCAUCCCAUUUCUCACCAGCUCCUGUGGACUCUGCUGGCCCACCGACAUCGCGUGCUACUUCCAAUUUCGAUUCUCCUCAGCAGCGCUCGGACGCCGUCGAUGAUGAUGAAGCCAAACCACCCCCAGCUAAGCGCGCGCGUAAAUAUUCAGACGCCGAUCAGGCAUCCAUUGCCAAUACUGGUUCUCCCCCUCCUAUUACAGCAUCCUCUGUACAAACAAAUGGUGACACCGUUGUAUCAAGUUCAAUCCCAGCGUCUACACCAACGGGCAACGGCAUAUCGACCCUCAGCCCCGUGCAACACAGAUUUUGUCUGUCCACGAUACGUUCGCUUAAGAAGCUCAAAGAUGCUUCUGCAUUUGUGCAUCCCGUGGACCCCGUCGCUCUUAAUAUUCCCCAUUACCCGACCAUAAUUAAGACCCCAAUGGACCUGAGCACCAUCGAGCGCAAGCUCAUGUCAUCUAAUCCCGCUAAGCCAGAGACCAAUCCCAACAUUCCACGCUAUUACAGCGCGGAGGAGUUCGUAUCUGACGUGCGGCUGGUGUUCAGCAAUUGCAUCACGUUCAAUGGCCCGGACCAUGUGAUUGCUCAGGCAGGCAAACACGUCGAGGCUGUCUUUGAUAAGCAGAUCAAGCAGCUUCCACCUCCGGCCGAGCCGAAGCCUCCUAUUGUCAAGAAAGUUGCCACGCCUCCACCCCCCCCUCCACCAGCUCCCCCCAAGAAAGCCGCGGCAGCACCUGUUCGUCGUCCUUCAACCUCCGUUCCUGUCAUUCGGCGCAACGAGGCCGAACAGGCAUCUGCACGGCCGAAACGUGAAAUUCAUCCUCCUCCUCCCAAAGACCUACCAUAUGCCGAUGUGCCAAAAAAGAUGCGCAAGGUCAAGGUGCCUAAGGACGAUGGCACAGGGGAACAGCUCAAAUAUUGUGGAAGGAUCUUGAGUGACCUCCAGCGAAAGCAGCAUCAAACGAUUGCUGCUCCGUUCUAUGAGCCUGUUGAUGCUAUAAAGCUUGAUAUUCCGACGUAUUAUAGAGUCAUCAAGAAACCCAUGGACAUGUCAACCAUGCGGAAGAAGCUAGAGGCCGGGGAGUAUCCCAAUGCCUCGAAGUUCUUUGAUGACUUCAAACUCAUGAUCCGCAACUGUUUCUUGUUCAACCCCGCCGGAACACCUGUCAAUCAAGCAGGGAUCGAGUUGCAGCGGUUGUUUGACGAGAAGUGGAAGAAUCUACCGCCCCUUCGGGAUGCAAGUGAUGAUGAAGAGGAGGAGGAAGAAGAUGAGGAGUCGGAGGAAGAACGUAAUCGCAGGAUCGCCGCCAUGGAGGCUCAAAUUGAGUCUAUGCGCGGUAAUCUCAUGGCUCUGAAGGCCAAGCCGGCUAAGGAGAAGAAGAAAAAGGAGAAGAAAGAGAAGGCUCCUGUCGCUUCUACCUCAAAGGCUGCUGCUUCGCGCGCGCCCAAGGCAGCACCUGCUACCAACGGGAACAAGCGUAAGACCACGACAAAGAAACCUAUGGCGGAGGACGAUGCGCUGUCGUUUGAGCAGAAGAAGGACUUGAGUGAGGCUAUUACCAGUCUCGAUGGGGUCAAGCUUGAGAAGGUCAUCCAAAUCAUUCAUGAGGGCGUUCCCGAAAUUCGUGAUAGUACCGAGGAGAUCGAACUUGAGAUCGAUAUACUACCACCACAUGUUCUCACAAAGUUAUACAACUUUGUGCUUCGACCUCUACGGCAACCAACGCAGAAACGGAAUCGAACUGGCAAGGGCACGGGUACUGGUGGCCUUAAACGGAAGAGCAUGGACGAGACUGCUGAAGCUGAAAAGAUUCGCAAGCUGGAGGAGCGGAUGCGACUCUUCGACGAUAACAACUUUGCCACACCCAACGCUACACCUGCGCUAGCUCAUCAGAACGAUAGCGAUCAUUCAUCGGACUCCUCUUCAGACGACAGCUCGGGCAGCGAGUCGGAGUAACUCGUCUUUACUACCUUGCGACGUCGCUCAUCGUAUGCGGCUGAUAUUUUUUGCGCGGCUUUGUCGGGUUGUUGGUAGAGUUUUCUUCUUCACCCCCCGCUUAUUGUUCUCCUUUAAUUGCGA